Molecule: messenger RNA, 1419 nt
Organism: Nelumbo nucifera (sacred lotus)
Lineage: Eukaryota; Viridiplantae; Streptophyta; Magnoliopsida; Proteales; Nelumbonaceae
Gene: FACE2
Product: farnesylated protein-converting enzyme 2
Biological process (GO): CAAX-box protein processing
Cellular component (GO): endoplasmic reticulum membrane
Molecular function (GO): metalloendopeptidase activity
Source: RefSeq, a predicted model, not a curated record
UGUUUUCCGUCUCUUUUAUUUAGGGUGGAAAGUGGAAACAGACAUCGGGGGGUCCCGUUAUGGAACAGGUGGCAAAUUGUAAGGCGUCGUCCACUGUGGAUUCGUACCCGGAAAAAGGGAGGUCUUCUCCGGUCAAAAUCUGGACUUCAGACUGGAAGCAGUAGAAAAGACCGAAACCAGUAAAAAGGAAAGCGAAGCGCUUUACACCUCGAAUCCAUGUGUAAGAACCAAGAAUAAAUUUUGAGGAGUCUUCUACUCUUCUUUGCUUUAGCAGCCCUUUUGCCUCCACUGCUUCUCGUUCACAGAGAAACCUCAAUUCGGAGAAUCUCUAGGGUUUCCGUCUGUGAAAAUGGAAACGGAGGAUGGAAGUCACGUCUCGAAACCAGUCGCAGUGAUCGCCUGCACGGCCAUGGCGAUUUUCUACGUCGCGGUUCUCUACGCUCCAACGUUGAUCCUUCGCUUCCCUCCUCCUACUUCGUUGAAUAACUUCAUGAUCCGGAGGUUUGUUUGCGCCAUCGUCUCUUCAAUAGUGUCGGUCAUCGUUUGUGCACUCCUCCUUCCUAUGAUUAGUUUGGAGGCAUCGUCCAUUUUUGGUGUUUAUGGCAUUCGCGUGGAUCAUAUGUGGCAUGCUGUGGUUUUUCCUCUUUCCUUGACUUCUCUUCCAUACAUUGGAUCUUUGGUUUCAAAGUCAAUCUCAGUGGUAAAUUCAUGGAAAGAACAUAAAGUUCAUGGUGAAGACUAUUGGCUCAAAUGUACACAAAAUGCUUCUGAAAUGUUUCUUGAAUGGAUUACCUCCAUUGCAACCAAUGUCUUGGCCUGGCGUAAUUACUUUGUGGCACCAUUUACAGAAGAGUUGGUCUUCAGGGCAUGUAUUAUACCUUUACUACUUUGUGGGGGAUUCAAAAUCUACAACAUUAUAUUUCUCAGUCCCAUUUUCUUCAGCUUGGCACACUUAAACCAUUUUCUAGAGCUUUAUUGUCAGCAAAAUUAUAGCUUUGGCAAGGCGUCCCUGAUUGUAGGUUUCCAGCUUGGUUACACAGUGAUCUUUGGGGUUUACGCAUCUUUUCUCUUCAUUCGAACAGGGCAUAUUAUUGCUCCAAUAGUAGCUCAUAUAUUCUGUAAUGUGAUGGGAUUUCCUGUAUUGUCUUCACGGAGAAAAGAACGGAAUGGCGAAACAGGAUUCAUGCAGCCGACCUCAUACAGUUGGGGGUUGGCCAUUGUUGCAUUUUUGGUGGGGAUUGGAAGUUUCCUGUGGUUUCUUUUUCCGGCCACCAGUCCAGAUUUGUAUAAUGACAGAACCGAUAAUUGCAGGUGCUGGCAUGGGUACUGUAGGUGGAAUUGAGACUAUGCACUGUACGGUUGAAAUGAAUUGUUUAAUGAAAAAUUCAAUAGAUCUUAUCGCAUGUGCAAGUGCAACUA